AGAGAUUCAAUGAUAAUGCAUAUGAAAAUGUGUGUCUGGAUGCCACAGACUGGAAAAUUUAUGAUGAGUGCGGGGAAAGAUAAGAUGCUGUUGCAGUUAUACUGUGUUUAUUUUUAUCGAUGUGUCAAGUUCAUGCAUCGGGAAUGAAUAAUUGGUUGACUAUUUUCAUUCCCAAAUCCCAACAUAGAUCGGAACCUAAAUGAGAGAGUGGUUAUAUUAAGAUGUAUCAUAGACUUUCCUCUUGCUGAGUAAAAUAUUGAAAUCAUAUCCUAAUUCUAUUAAUGUAAUAGUGAGUUCGGAUUCAAUUGAGGAGACUGCUAAUAAUUUUUAUAGUGUACACUGAUACAUGAGCAUAGCUAUUCAUUUUGCUGUGAAUACAGCACUAUGAAUUUUGUUUCAAAAUACAAGACUUUGACUGGACUCUGUUUUGUUUUCUUGCUUUACAACUGAUGGUAAAAAAAUUUUCAAUCGAAUUAUAAAAAAUAGGAGUGUUCAGGAGAGUUAUCAUGAACAAAAAUGUUUUUCAAUUUAAUUCAGCUAUAGUUUAAUGCUUAAAUAUUACCUACAAGUGAAAAAUACUUCGAAUAGUUCAAUAUGGCACUUAUUCAGGAUGGAUGGUUUCGUGAAGUGAAUAAGUUUUGGCCAGGCCAAUGCAUGUCAUUAAAAGUGGAAAAAAUUUUAUUUCACGAAAAAUCUGAAUUUCAAGAUGUUCUUAUUUUUAAGAGCACAGAUCAUGGAAAUGUUCUUGUUCUCGAUGGUGUUAUCCAAUGUACAGAAAGAGAUGAAUUUUCUUACCAAGAAAUGAUUACACAUGUGCCAUUGUGCAGCCAUCCUAAUCCGGAAAAUGUUCUUGUUAUUGGAGGAGGAGAUGGAGGUGUUGUUAGAGAGAUUUUGAAGCAUGACUGCGUAAAAACUGUAACACAGUGUGAAAUUGAUGGGCUUGUUAUUGAUAUGUGCAAGAAAUAUCUUCCUAAAAUGGCUUGUCAGUAUGAUAAUCCUAAGCUCACACAGCAUGUUGGUGAUGGAUUUAAGUUUAUGAAGGAACAUCCAAAUAGUUUUGACGUCAUUAUUACUGACUCCUCUGAUCCAGAAGGUCCAGCUGAAGCCUUAUUCGAAAAACCCUAUUAUGAGUUGAUGAAGAAAGCUUUAAAGCCAAAUGGUAUUAUUUGCUCUCAGGGUGAAUGUUUAUGGCUUCAUCUUAAACUGAUUAAAAACAUGAAGGAUUUUUGUGAAUCAGUAUUUCCUAGAGUUGGAUAUUCAUAUACAACUAUACCAACAUAUCCAAGUGGACAGAUUGGCUUCAUUCUAUGCAGUUUGAAUGAGAAUACAGAUUUUAAGGAACCGGAGCGUGUUUUAUCAGAAGACGAAGUUGAAAAAAUGAAUUUAAGAUACUAUAAUUCUGCAAUUCAUAGAUCUUCAUUUGUUCUUCCAGAAUUUGCAAGAAAGGUUCUUGAAAAAUGAAGAAUGCAUAGUUUGUGCUGUUAACUGAUGAAAUUGAAAGAACUAAAUAGAGAAAUGUUUUGUGAUUGGGAAUUGUGUGUCGGUGUUAUUAGUGGGAAAGCAGGAGCAAUUAUCAUUGAAAAGAACUACUAAAUGGUGUUUGGUUUUUGGACCAUGAGAGUUGACGUCGUUAUUAUAAACUUCCUAUUGCUGCAAUUUUAUUCCUAUUCCAGUUCAAUAUCAAAUAUUUUACAGAUAAUUGUUGUUUCAAUUUGUCCUACACAUGCUUAUGUUUGUCAUUUUUACUAGUUAUUUUUUGUGUCAAACUCUUCUUCUAUAGAAGAAUAUUUUGUUGGAAAUUUAAUCUUUCAGCCUUUUCAGGUUUAUGAACCUGGUCCCAUGGUCAUGCAAUACUAGAUAUAACAGCUACUACUUCAGGUAAAUUAUAUAACUGAAUUGUCUUUGUGCAUUGUUUACAGUCUAGGAAAUAAGUUUUAGUGUAUCUGAUGUUUUAACUUCAAUUAGGCCUAGUUAUCUAGGUCGUGAGACAUUGAGCUAUAGUUGAUUCACUGGAUACAACAACAUGCUUCUGUCAAAGUUAUCUUCAUCCUUGUCUAGAGCUAAAAGUCUUCCUCUCAUUGUGCGAGGCAAACCCAUCAUAAGGCAACCUGUGCGAUAUGGAGGCCAUAAAAAAAUUCUCUAUACUUUCGUUUCCAAACAGAAUUCAAGGGACUUUAUAAAGCACAUGAAAUUCUACACAGCACUUGGCUUAGUUCCAUCACUUCUUCUAAUGUUUUACACUUCAUAUGUGGUUGGCGAAGCAGAACUUUAUGACUAUGACAUGGAUCAAUACGAACCAGCGUUCUAUGAAUUUUUCGCACAUCCAAUAACCAGGUUCCUAGCAAGAUACUGCAUGGAAGAUCCAAAAUUGUCUUACUACAAGGAUAUUUAUGCUAUCGAAUUGGAAACAUCAUGGACACGUCUGGGUAAAUUAUGUGACGCUGUAGAAGAAAUGGAGAGAAAUGCCCAAUUUCGUCGCUGGCAAAUUAGCACUGGUAUAAUUGACAAUGCUAAGACAAGAGAAAAAUUAGAGGAAUACAUUGAAGAACAUGGCAUAGAAACUGUUGGAAGAAGAGACUGAUUCUAUCUAAACUCACAACAUAUUUUUGAUCCCUUGAAUCUCUUGUGUUUUUGUUUAUCGAAAAAUAUAUGAACAAUAACUG
This is a messenger RNA of Styela clava, 2663 nucleotides long. RefSeq names its product spermidine synthase-like. The record is from RefSeq and is a predicted model, not a curated record. NCBI's taxonomy places the organism in Eukaryota, Metazoa, Chordata, Ascidiacea, Stolidobranchia, Styelidae. Gene Ontology annotation, molecular function: spermidine synthase activity. Gene Ontology annotation, cellular component: cytosol. Gene Ontology annotation, biological process: spermidine biosynthetic process.